UAUUGUAUUCAGCAAAUCACAGCAUCUAAGGGUGAAGGAUGGUGGGUGUUGUAGUCCAAUGACCUCUGCAGCUCUUUCUUUCCUCAUCUUCAAUAGCUAUGAAUUCCUAAUUUCCAUUUAGAGGUCCAGAUUAGCACAUCUUUUUUUUUAACCUGGAUCUUUAUUUUGGGUCUUUUGGCCUCCCCUUGAGGGGGUGACGGUUUUUUGCGGUCCCCGGUUGGGGGAACUUUGGCAUCGCUCGGCCGCGCCCCCGUCGCCCCCUCCCUGCAGCUCUUCAGUGAAGGGGUUAAAGGCAGAGAACUUUUGCGCCCAGAGUGGAGGCAGGAAAAGGGGGAACCCAGUUUCCUUCCCCUCUCUGAUCUCCAGAUGUCUCUUACGCCAAGUGCUGCGGGGAUCCCCGCUCGGGGAGAGGUGCUCAAGGGCUGCCAGGCAAAGCGGAUGCCAAUAAGAGAACUCCGGACAACUGAGAAUAACAAGCAAUGUUAAAAAGGGAAAUCAAUGAAGCCAGAAAUCAAAACAUUUCCAUUUCCUUCAGAAACCCACAAAAUUCUCCUUCUUCCCCAGCAGGUAAUCAAGAAGAGAUUUCGAACUGGAAAAAGUAGAGUAUGCAGAACACAAGGAUACAUUACAGGCAGUCCUUGUCUGACAACACUUCAUUUAGUAACUAUUCGAAGUGACAGUGGCUCUGAAAAACCUGACUUAAGACCAUUUUUCACACUUAUGACUACUGCUGCAGCCCCAUGGUCACAUGAUCUAUAUUUAAAUUCUUGGCAUCUAACUCACAUUUAUGACGAUUGCCCUAUUCUAGGGUCACGUGAUCCCAUUUUGCAGGUCCACAGAUGGGCAAAAUGUGUAGCAGUCUACUGCUAUAUAUUUCAAAUCAUAACUGAGUGUGCACGAAAUGAUCCACAUUGGAGAAAAACAAUAUUAAUAUGGCCAAAGCUUUAGUCAGAACUGUUCCUUGUGGUUGGUUCAUGGAGGGACCCACAUAGGGAAGGAGCACUACAUGUACUCCCAAUGAAGUGAGCUUGGCAACUUGGUGAUACAUUAGAGAACACACCAGGGAGAAUCCUGUUUGUGGGAAAAGCUUCAGUUUGAACUCCAGCCUGGUAAUAUCUUAGAGGAUGCAAACAAAAAAGAAAUCAUAUGAAUGUCCUGAUUGCGGGAAAGGUUUCAGCAAGAAUUCCAUCCUGUUGAGACACCAGAGGACUCACACAGGAGAGAAACCCUUUGAAUGUCCUGAAUGUGGGAAAGGUUUCGGUCACAAUUCCCACUUGGUGGUACACCAAUUGCUUCACACAGGAGAGAAACCCUUUGAAUGUCCUGAGUGUGGGAAAAGUUUCAGCAGCAAUUCCCACCUAGUGAUACACCAGAGGACUCACACAGGAGAGAAACCCUUUGAAUGUCCUGUGUGUGGGAAAGGUUUCAGUCAGAAUUCCAGCCUAGUGAUACACCAGAGGACUCACACAGGAGAGAAACCCUUUGAAUGUCCUGACUGUGGGAAAGGUUUCAGUACGAAGUCCAACCUGGUGAUACACCAGAGGACUCACAAAAGAGAGAAACCUGUUGAAUGUCCUGUUUGUGGGGAAAGCUUCGGUCACAAUUCCCACUUGGUGGUACACCAAUUGCUUCACACAGGAGAGAAACCCUUUGAAUGUCCUGAGUGUGGGAAAAGUUUCAGCAGCAAUUCCCAGCUAGUGAUUCACGAGAGGACUCACACAGGAGAGAAACCCUUUGAAUGUCCUGACUGUGGGAAAGGUUUCAAUACGAAGUCCAACCUGGUGAGACACCAGAGGACUCACACAGGAGAGAAACCCUUUGAAUGCCCUGUUUGUGGCAAAGGUUUCGGUCACAAAUCCCACUUGGUGGUACACCAAUUGCUUCACACAGGAGAGAAACCCUUUGAAUGUCCUGACUGUGGGAAAGGUUUCAGUCAGAAUUCCGAGCUAGUGAUACACCAGAGGACUCACACAGGAGAGAAACCAUUUGAAUGUUCUGACUGUGGGAAACAUUAUAGUCGGAAUUCCUACCUGGUGAGACACCAGAGGACUCACACGGGAGAGAAACACUUUGAAUGUCCUGAGUGUGGGAAAUGUUUCAGUUGCAAGUCCACCCUGUUCAGACACCAGAGGACUCACACAGGAGACAAACCCUUUGAAUGUCCUGAGUGUGGGAAAUGUUUCAGUCAGAAUUCCUACCUAAUGAUACACCAGAAGACUCACACAGGAGAAAAACCCUUUGAAUGUCCUGACUGUGGGAAAGGUUUCAGUCACAAAUCCAUCCUGAUGAGACACCAGAGGACUCACACAGGAGAGAAACCCUUUGAAUGUCCUGUUUGUGGGAAAGGUUUCAGUCAGAAUUCCAACCUAGUGAAACACCAGAGGACUCACACAGGAGAGAAACCCUUUGAAUGUCCUGUCUGUGGGAAAGGUUUCAGUAAGAAGUCCAACCUGGUGAGACACCAGAGGACUCACACAGGAGAUAAACCCUUUGAAUGUCCUGUUUGUGGCAAAGGUUUCGGUCAGAAAUCCCACUUGGUGGUACACCAAUUGCUUCACACAGGAGAGAAACCCUUUGAAUGUCCUGACUGUGGGAAAGGUUUCAGUCAGAAUUCUGAGCUAGUGAUACACCACAAGACUCACAAAAGAGAGAAACCCUUUGAAUGUCCUGUUUGUGGGAAAAGCUUCGGUCACAAUUCCCACUUGGUGGUACACCAAUUGCUUCACACAGGAGAGAAACCCUUUGAAUGUCCUGAGUGUGGGAAAAGUUUCAGCAGCAAUUCCCACCUAGUGAUACACCAGAGGACUCACACAGGAGAGAAACCCUUUGAAUGUCCUGUCUGUGGGAAAGGUUUCAGUCAGAAUUCCAGCCUAGUGAUACACCAGAGGACUCACACAGGAGAGAAACCCUUUGAAUGUCCUGACUGUGGGAAAGGUUUCAGUACGAAGUCCACCCUGGUGAUACACCAGAGGACUCACAAAAGAGAGAAACCCUUUGAAUGUCCUGUUUGUGGGAAAAGCUUCGGUCACAAUUCCCACUUGGUGGUACACCAAUUGCUUCACACAGGAGAGAAACCCUUUGAAUGUCCUGAGUGUGGGAAAAGUUUCAGCAGCAAUUCCCAGCUAGUGAUUCACGAGAGGACUCACACAGGAGAGAAACCCUUUGAAUGUCCUGACUGUGGGAAAGGUUUCAAUACGAAGUCCAACCUGGUGAGACACCAGAGGACUCACACAGGAGAGAAACCCUUUGAAUGUCCUGUUUGUGGCAAAGGUUUCGGUCACAAAUCCCACUUGGUGGUACACCAAUUGCUUCACACAGGAGAGAAACCCUUUGGAUGUCCUGACUGUGGGAAAGGUUUCAGUCAGAAUUCUGAGCUAGUGAUACACCAGAGGACUCACACAGGAGAGAAACCAUUUGAAUGUUCUGACUGUGGGAAACAUUAUACUCGGAAUUCCUACCUGGUGAGACACCAGAGGACUCACACGGGAGAGAAACACUUUGAAUGUCCUGAGUGUGGGAAAUGUUUCAGUUGCAAGUCCACCCUGUUCAGACACCAGAGGACUCACACAGGAGACAAACCCUUUGAAUGUCCUGAGUGUGGGAAAUGUUUCAGUCAGAAUUCCUACCUAAUGAUACACCAGAAGACUCACACAGGAGAAAAACCCUUUGAAUGUCCUGACUGUGGGAAAGGUUUCAGUCACAAAUCCAUCCUGAUGAUACACCAGAGGACUCACACAGGAGAGAAACCAUAUUCUUGUCCAUAUUGUGGGGAAUGUUUCAUUACAAAAUUCUACGUCAUGAGUCACCAGAGAACUCAUAUAGGAGCGAAACUGUCUGAAUGUACUAUUUGUGGCAAAGGUUCCACUCAGAAUUCUAGCUUCAUGAAACAUCAGAAGUCUCACACCGUAGAGAAACCCUUUGAAUGUCUUGACUGUGGAAAAGGUUUGAUUUCAAAAUUACAGCUCACAAAUCACCAGAUGAUACACACAGGAGAGAAUGCUUUUGAAUGUGCUGACUGUGGGAAAAGUUUCACCAAGAGUUCCAGUCUGGUUAAACACCAGAGGACUCACACAGGGGAGAAACCGUACGAGUGUCCUGUUUGUGGCAAAAGUUUCAGUCAGAAUUCCAAUAUGGUGAUUCACUGGAGGUCACAUGAAAAACACUGAAUGCCCUAUUUAGCGAAAAGUUUUCAUUUCAAUUCAAACCUAGUGAAACACCAGGGGACUCACAUGGGAGCGCCUUUCAAAUGGCCAGUCUGUGGAUAAUCCUUUUGGCCAAAAUGACUCCUUAUCGCAGGGGUGUCAAACUAGAUUUUAUUGAGGGCUGCAUCAUGGUUCUGUUUGACCUAGGUGGAGGGCUGUGGUGGAAGUGGACAGGAGGGCAUAGCUAUCUUAACGUCACUUGGGUUGGGUCCCCUGUGGAAGCCCGAGUGCUUUGCCAACAAAAAUUGGAUCCUGAGUUCCAUUUUCAGCUGCAGUGGCCUCCUGCAACCCUCUACCAAUGAAAAUGGAGGUCGGGAGGGUCUCCUGCGUCCCCCGCAACCUCCAUUUUUAGUUGCAAUGGCCUCCUGCAACCCUCUGCCAGUGCAAAUGCUGGCAGAGGCACCAUGGACCAGUCCGCUGUUUUCACGACAGCCCACGGGCCGGAUUUAACCACCCUGUGGCCCGCAUCUGACCCUGGUCUUUGAGUUUGACACCCCUUCCUUAUUGCAUACAACUCAAUAUAUAUGAGGCAAAAGUUGAUGAGUUUGGAGAAGGUUUGAAUUUCAUUUCUGAACUCCUGUUGAGAGUGUAGGUGAGAACACUGAAUACUCAUCUGAAUACUGGCUGAUCAUUUUGCUGAAUUACCCUCACCGCUUGCUCCUCCUGAUGAAGCCAUCAAAUGAACGGGGAAAUUGUUAAACUCAACAGUGGCUACUUCAGAGUUUGGAGAAUCCCACCCUUGGGUCCUCCUAGGCCGCUCCCUUCCAUCGGAGCGGUGAGUACUGCCACUUGUGUACUGGACCCGUGUCCCUCCUGGCUGGUCGCGAACAGCAAGGAGGUGACGCAGAGCUGGA
Molecule: messenger RNA, 5056 nt
Organism: Thamnophis elegans (Western terrestrial garter snake)
Lineage: Eukaryota; Metazoa; Chordata; Lepidosauria; Squamata; Natricidae
Product: zinc finger protein 271-like
Exons: 2
Coding region: 1125-4166 (1013 amino acids)
Biological process (GO): negative regulation of transcription by RNA polymerase II
Molecular function (GO): DNA-binding transcription repressor activity, RNA polymerase II-specific; RNA polymerase II cis-regulatory region sequence-specific DNA binding
Source: RefSeq, a predicted model, not a curated record